Messenger RNA from Thlaspi arvense, 3327 nucleotides. The record is from the annotation of a GenBank genome assembly. Lineage: Eukaryota; Viridiplantae; Streptophyta; Magnoliopsida; Brassicales; Brassicaceae.
CUUUAAUAUUUCUAAAUCAAAUAAACCAACGGUCUAGAGCAAUGUAAACCAAAUAUCAAAUAAACAUAAUCUGAGAUGUAAAGAGUUUAAUUAAUACUCGCGACUAACCUGGGUCACAAGCAAGAAAUUACUGAUGUGGAAAUCUAUAAUUGGUCCACUUGUCAUCAUUACAAAUGAGCUGUCCACUUAAGAGAAUCUUUUUCUCUUCUGUAGUUAGUUCUGUAAACACACACGCUCAACAAUUUACCAAAGAGAAUUCCAUUAAGUCAGUGUUUAGAAAAUGCAUACCGUAAAGUAUUUAUUAGAUACUUAACGAAUACUAGAAUUUACUUAUCUUUAUUCUUUUGGCCCUUAAAAAUUCUAUUCUGACCAUCUUUUCUUUUUGCCCUUACCUGGUCCAUUUCUGGAUUCCUCCACAAGAGUCACAAUCUCAUCAAGUAGAAACUCCAUUAACCAGAUUGCGUCCUCUUUCUCCUUCUUCUUCCCCUUCCUCUCUCCAAUUUUCAAAUCUGUACUUCCUGUCAAAAAGAGAAACUCUAAGCAUCACUGCUGUACAAAAAUCCCAAUGUCUGCCACUUAAAUAGAUGUUACUUGUUUUCUUCCUCCAAACGUACCAACACUACUCUGUCCCGUGAAAACCGCUUCUAGUUUCACCCUCUUAAUCAUUUCUUGUGUAAGCCUCCUUAUGGGUUUUUUGCAGCAUUAAUCUUGCACUGAGUCUGUGUAACGAAGUUUAACCUUUCUCUGCAAAAAAAAACUUUUUUUCUCCUUUUCAGAAAAAGAUAAGACAUGGGUCAGAUCAAGUUGUUGUAGUAAAAGACAGAUCCAACGUGAGAGAGAGAGAGAGAGAGAGAGAGAGAGAGAGAGAGAGAGAGAGAGAGAGAGAGAGAGAGAGAGAAAAAAGUUAGUUAGCUUGUGAAACUUGUCACAAGUUUCAUCACUAUAUUUAUAACUACCUUUGUAGAAGAGGAAGCACUUAAAACAAGAACAUGUCAAUCUCUUGCACUAGAAACUUCUUCGAAAGAUUCUGCGUCGAAGAAUACAACAUGGACGCAAUGAAACACAGCAGUUUCCUCUCUGCUAAUCUCUUGCCAUCUCUUGGAGCAAGAAUUAACCAAUCCACCAAGCUCCGUAAACACAUUAUAUCUCCUUUCAGUCCACGUUUCAGGGCAUGGGAGAUGUGGCUAGUCAUUCUUGUGAUCUACUCAGCUUGGAUUUGUCCUUUCGAGUUUGCAUUCAUCACCUACAAGAAAGACGCUCUUUUCAUUGUAGACAACAUUGUCAAUGGCUUCUUCGCCAUUGAUAUCAUCCUCACCUUCUUCGUUGCUUACCUAGACAGCCACUCUUAUCUUCUAGUCGAUAAUCCUAAGAAAAUAGCUAUAAGGUACCUUUCUACUUGGUUCGCCUUUGAUGUCUGCUCAACAGCUCCAUUCCAGUCACUGAGUCUCCUGUUUAAUUACAAUGGAAGCGAAAUAGGAUUCAGAGUUCUUAAUAUGCUCAGGCUCUGGCGUCUCAGACGAGUUAGCUCUCUGUUUGCCAGGCUUGAGAAAGAUAUCCGCUUCAACUAUUUCUGGACACGAUGCACAAAACUCAUUUCGGUGACACUGUUUGCAGUACAUUGUGCUGGAUGCUUCAACUACCUCAUCGCAGAUCGAUAUCCUGAUCCGAGGAAAACAUGGAUCGGAGCUGUGUAUCCAGAUUUCAAGAAGGCAAGCCUAUGGAGUAGAUAUGUGACUGCUCUCUACUGGUCAAUCACUACAUUAACAACAACAGGAUAUGGAGACUUACAUGCUGAGAAUCCGAGAGAAAUGUUGUUCGACGUCUUCUACAUGCUAUUCAACUUGGGUUUCACAUCUUACCUCAUUGGAAACAUGACUAACCUUGUCGUUCACUGGACUAGCCGCACAAGAACCUUUAGAGAUACUGUUAGAGCUGCUUCAGAGUUUGCAUCAAGAAACCAACUCCCACCAAACAUACAAGACCAGAUGCUAUCACACAUUUGCUUAAAGUUCAAAACAGAGGGACUGAAACAACAGGAAACUUUGAAUGGUUUGCCUAAAGCGAUUCGGUCAAGCAUCGCAAACUAUCUCUUCUUCCCAAUCGUUCAGAACGUCUACCUCUUUCAAGGAGUUUCUCGCAACUUCCUCUUUCAGCUGGUUUCAGAUAUAGAUGCCGAGUAUUUCCCACCCAGAGAAGAUGUAAUACUACAGAACGAGGCUCCUACGGAUCUUUACAUUCUUGUCUCAGGGGCAGUGGAUUUUACUGCCUACAUUGAUGGUGAAAAUCAGGUUCAAGGAAAGGCUGUUGUUGGAGAUGCAUUUGGAGAGAUUGGAGUUUUAUGCUACACACCACAGCCUUUCACAGUAAGGACGAGUGAACUAUCUCAGAUACUAAGGGUAAGCAAAACAUCUCUAAUGAGUGCUAUGAGAGCUCAUGUUGAAGACGGACGUGUCAUUAUGAACAAUCUCUUCAUGAAACUCAGAGGGCAACAGUCUAUAGCAAUCGAUGAUCCAAACAACCAACAAGACUUCCUCCUCAAGGAAUGGCUCGGUGGUGGUCCAGCACGAGGAGAAGGGAAUGUCAGUGAUCAAGGAAAGGGGAUCAAAUAUUUGCAACUGAAUGAUUCAGAAAAUGUUGACUUUAAGUCAACAGACGAUCAAGAACAUAGAAUAGAGAUAGCAGACAAAGAUCUCAAUGUCAAAGGUUGCUCUAAUGCAGAUCUUACCUCGUUUGAGUGUCCUUCACGAAAAACAUAUCCAUAUCGCAGAUCCAGCGUCUCGGUAAAACCUAGCAAACAUGAAGCUGCGAAGCCAAAAGAUGUUAUGAGAGUUGCAAUCCACUUCAAGUCGGGAGGAAAAGAGUCGUCGAAGCUGAUAAUCUUACCUGCUUCAAUAGAAGAGCUUCUAAGACUUGCAGGUGAGAAAUUUGGAGACAGGAGCUUCACAAUGGUCACCAAUGCGGAAAACGUUGAGAUAGAUGACAUAAAUGUCAUUAGAGAUGGUGACCAUUUGUUUUUUUCCAUUGCUGAGUAUGAAGUUAAAGAGUCUUAACGUUUGUAUUAUUCAAUAGUAGCCUUUUUUAUAGAGAGAGUAUGUAUAUCAUUGAUGUAAUUUGUUAAUCCAGAAAAAUAUAUCAUCAAAGAAGAAUCCAGAGAAAUUAAUUUUGAUAAGCACAAUAACAUCUAAUCUCAUCUUCCAGAUCCAGAAAACGAAUCUCUAAACCUUACCAAGUUACAAAAUCAAAACAAUGUACAAUCAAACGAAGAAACUGGAAAAAUUUCGAUGAUGGAACCUGGCGAUUAUCUGGCGAAACUUGUUUCAGUGUGAG